AUGAGCAACAAUAAAUCGCUUCUAACUCCUUCGCCUUUAAAUCCUACUUUUCGACCUGAUGUUAUACAAUCAUUAAUCGAUGGGGUCGAUAGAUAUAACCCUGAUAAUGUAUCAAUUCUCGAAGAAUAUUUAAGUACACAACUUCAAAAUGAAGAAUAUGAUUUGAUGGCGAAUUUAGCGAUACUGAAAUUGUAUCAAUUUAAUCCCCAUCUUGUCAACGAUGUGGUCAUCAGCAAUAUUCUCGUUAAAGCUCUUACGGCUAUACCAAAUCCAGAUUUCAAUCUAUGUUUGUAUUUAUUACAAGAGGGAUCUCUUAGUGAUGACAAUGUUUCAAAAUUAAUUUUGUUACAACAGUUAUUGGAGGAAGCUAGAUAUCAAGAAUUUUGGGAAGUAUAUGAAAAAGAUGAUACAUACAAAGAUCUCUCAAUGGAAGCUGUUGGCUUUGAUACAGCGAUUCGUAAAGUUAUAUUGACGGCUAUUUGUAUGGCAUAUCAAACUAUUUCGGUAGAUUUGUUACGAACAUAUCUUAAUUAUCCAAAGGGUGAUACCAAAUUUGAAACUUUUAUUCAAUCUCAAGGACUUACAACAAAAGACGAUGUUAUCAUUAUUAAUACAAAUUAUGAUAAUGAAGCAAAACCUACAGUAAUAAGAGAAAAUAUCAAAUUCGAACAACUCACAAAAGUCAUUGGAUAUUCUAAUGAGUUAUAA
Rhizophagus irregularis DAOM 181602=DAOM 197198 is the source of this 708-nucleotide messenger RNA. RefSeq lists its product as uncharacterized. NCBI's taxonomy places the organism in Eukaryota, Fungi, Glomeromycota, Glomeromycetes, Glomerales, Glomeraceae. Gene Ontology annotation, molecular function: translation initiation factor activity; ribosome binding. The record is from RefSeq and is a predicted model, not a curated record. Gene Ontology annotation, biological process: regulation of translational initiation. Gene Ontology annotation, cellular component: cytoplasm; eukaryotic translation initiation factor 3 complex.